Tetranychus urticae (two-spotted spider mite) is the source of this 1753-nucleotide messenger RNA. The record is from RefSeq and is a predicted model, not a curated record. Lineage: Eukaryota; Metazoa; Arthropoda; Arachnida; Trombidiformes; Tetranychidae.
CUACUGCCUUUUAGACUUCAUUUGCAAGACUCGAACUCAAUUCUUAAAUCUAAAGUUUGUGUGCUCCUUUGAAUUAAAUGAAGUAAAGUAGACAGAGGAAGAUGGGAACAUAUCGUCAAUUUUAACAUCUAAUCUAAGAUUUCAUAAGUCAGGUUCUCUUUCAAGCUGGACGGUUACCACUAACGUCAUCGAUUUUUUUUAUAACUUUUUUGAUCUCUUAAAAAAGCGAUAUUUAUCGAUAUUAAUUUUUUCGAUAUUUAAACUUCUUUACACAAAAAAAUCUUCUGAUAUUGACCGAGAAUGUAUCGAUAUGAUCGGUUUUUUAAAAAUUGAUCACGAUCAAAUUUUACUCUCCGAUUAUCGAUCUUUUCGAUCGAUCAAUCAUAUCGGAACAACACUAAUCUCAGCUUCUUUUAGCAACUGACUUGUCGUCUGAAUCGAAUAAGUGUUUUAUUUAAAAAUUACUGUAGUUUUAUUAUUAACUGAAAAUUGAUAGUUAGCAUUUCAAAGCUGAUUUAAAAUGUUGAUAAAUGAACUUCCAGAUGAUUGCUUGUUGGCUAUUCUUGAUUAUAUACAAGAUUUGAAAGAUUUAAUAAACUGCUUCAAAGUUUGCGAAAAAUGGUCUAAUGUAAUUGUUGGUCGGACAAGAAGAGUCAAAUAUUUGAUCAAUAAACCAAAUUAUUCGCCUGAUUAUGUUUGUAACUACGUAAAUCGACCUAUUGAUGUAACCUGUUUGAGCAAAUUGUUUCCAAAUUUAAGGAUUGCUUACCUUUCAUCUUUGUUAUUUGAAAAAGAACCAAUCGAGGAUAUUGUUAAAGUAAUCAGAGAUUCAGAAUCUUUGAAAGGAAUAAUUUUUGAUGAAAAAUUUGAUUUUGUAUUGAUGGCGGAAAUCGCUGACUUCCAAAUGUUAUCUAUCGGAUAUAUUAAUCCAAACAUAAGUGAAAUCUAUGGAAAUAUGAAACAAUUGUGCCUUGAUAACUCUAAUUUAGAUCUAUUCGAAUUGGGCCAUCAUUUUCCAAAUCUUGAAAGGUUUCAAUAUAGGGGAGCAGACUUAUCAGAACCUUAUCCUGAUGGUCCAGUAUUGGCAAAUCUUAAAAUACUUGAAAUGGAAAUAUCUCACGAUUACUUCGAAGACGAUUAUUGUUCAUUUGUAUUGAUGGAUUCGUGCCCAGCAUUACAGAGUGCUCAUAUCAGCAUGAAACACUGUCCCUGUGAGGUCAAUUAUUCAAUAAAACUUGCAAACUUACAAGAUUUGGUUUUAGAAUUUUUCGAGUCUAAGGAAUGGAGUAGCCUACGAAGACUGAUGGUAAAAUACCCAAAUCUAAAGCAUUUGGCAUUACAACGCAUCUAUUUAAGCGAGGAGGAAAUCGUGGAAUUGAUACAAAUUUUGCCAAAACUAACACUACUCGAUGUUCGUAAAUCUUAUUCAGUAUUCUUUGAAUUCACUCAAGAAACUGCUGAUCAUGUUCAGGAUUAUUGUAAGCGGUAUGGACGAUCAAUCAAGUUUUAUUUCAAAGCCGAGGACAAACAAAUUGAAUCUGAUUGGCCGCAGAUAUUGAAUCGACCAGAUAAAAUUUGUCGUGGAUUUGAUUUCAUGGAACAUUGUUUUUUCAAAGAUUUCACUGAUUUGCCUUAUUUUUUGGAUCCAAUAGAUGAUUGAAAAUGCAAAAAAUAACAUAAUUGUCAACCCUCUGCAUCUAGUUUCAGCUGUAUGAUGUACGAUAUUGAAAGAAAUAUAACCCUUUAUAUAUUA